AUGCAGCUAGUCACUUAUAUAUCGGAUAGUCCACUAAAGUCAAGUUCUCAAUCGCAAGUGAUUCCUUUUGAAAAGGCAAUAGAUAUCUGGAAUACACCGAGAAAUCAUUGCAGCCAGCCAGUUGUUUCUUCGGCUCCAGGUCCUGUUCGAAACUUGGCAUUAGAUCCUCGUCUUCCCUAUUUUGAUCAUUCUCAACCCUCCAGUCAACCGACAUAUUGUUCCUUCAACGAUUGGGCACACGGCGAUGAUGUUGAUUUGAAAUUAUUAAGAACUACUAAUGUCCUUUUCUCUGUUGCCUCGAGUAACUUCACUAACUUCUCGCAAUUGUCAAAUGGAUCAGCUCCACGAAGACCUCUGCACAGUCAAUUAGAUCAGGUUCGAGACAGCCAAAUUUCAUCUGAAUCACCUCACGUCUUCACUCCUCCACGUCCACAAAAAGUCGACAAAGAAUGUCAAACGGAGGAUUUCACGAAUGUUUUGAAGAGCAACAAAGGUCUUUUGAAGAGUUGCCUCGACGAAAUGCUGAAUCAGCCUGCGUUCGCUGAAAUGGUCGGGUUGAUCUACAAAGAGCUUCAUACACUAAAUGAUGACCAGCGAGUUAAAAAGCUUCAGAACUUUUGUGUCCGCAACGAUGAUCCGCGUGAAGAAAAUUCUAGGGAUGCUUCCCAAAUUGGCGAGCACGAUAUCUUCGAUGACAAAUUGAAAACAUACACCACAAUCACUGAUUUAAGUGGCCCGACUUUUCAGCGAUAUUACAACAAAAGGCCAAGCGAUGGUCAAAAUGCUCCUUCUACAGCCAAAAUUCCGAAAUUUCAAAAAAUUUGUGAUAAAUUUAGUAUUGAAAAGCGUUAG
Messenger RNA from Caenorhabditis bovis, 852 nucleotides. Lineage: Eukaryota; Metazoa; Nematoda; Chromadorea; Rhabditida; Rhabditidae. The record is from the annotation of a GenBank genome assembly.